CACACGGCUAACAUGAAGCUCCUUCUGAUUAUAUCCGUGAUUUGCUUCGCGGCAGCUCUAGCAGCGCCGGCUGACAAGGAGAAGAGGGAAAUCCUGCCGGGAGAUCCGCGCUACGGAACCGACUACCACCAUAAUCACCAUCAUCAUUAUGAACACGAGAACGAAGUACAGAUCUCGAAAGCCGCCGGCGGCUACGUAGGUUCUGUCACAGUUCCAGAAGAGACAGCAGACCAGUCGCCUCAAGUACAAUCUCUGACGUCCUACGGACCGCCCAACUAUAAUCCCGGCAAACCUUUAGGCCCAGAUUACUCCACGGCUAGCGACACUGUCCAAAAUUCUGUCGUCCAGGUGCCGGCCACUUCUUACGGAGUACCCGACACUCAGAUUAACAAUUACGUAGAACCCACCGCUGACGACAAAUCAAAUGCAGUUAUUAAGACUAACUUGAACAUCGACUAUCAAGCACCAUCUGUCGAAGCGCCCAUCACGUCUUAUGUCGCUCAGGAACACGUUCACUUCCCACAGACUUCGUAUGAAACUUCCGCGGUGAAGACUAACGUACAGAACCAGCCUCAAGUCGAGACUUUGCACGUGAAAUCUACUUUUCCUGAAGUACACCACGAAGUUCAACAUGUACAACCAGCAGUAGUACACAAGGAGACCGUCUCCGUGCCACAAGUGAAGGCAACAACGUCUCACGUCCAGACUCAAGGAGUCCAACACAGCGUAAGCAGCCUGCCUUCCUACGCCUCCUCCAUCGAUAGUUUUCCCAACUACAACUUUUACUCCUCGUACCCUUCGUACCCCUCGUACUCCUCGUACCCCUCGUACUCCUCGUACUCUUCGUACGACAAUAUACCUGUGAAGACUGUGAAUCACCGCGUCAACGUACAAGUGCCUCAACCGUAUCCGGUACCAGUAACCAAACACGUAACAUACCCCGUUCCCGUUCCUCACACCGUCGAAGUUCCUAAGCCUUACUACGUUCGCGUAGCCCAGCCUGUUCAGGUGACCGUAAACCGUCCGUAUGCUGUGGAUGUGCCCCGUCCGGUGCCAUACCCCGUUCCUCAAUACAUCAGAACCAACGUUCCGGUCGUUCAGCAGCAGCACAUAAACACACUGGACGCCACUAGAGCAAGCAAUCCGAUCGAGGGCUUCUUCGAGAACGCCCAGUCUACAUUCCAGAAUGUGGUAGGCAACUUGCCAAGCUUCCAGAACCCGUUGGAGAGUUUCCAGAAUGCUUUCCCGAAUUUCGAGCUGCCGUCUUUCCCUUCACUGCCGUCAUUCCCGUCAUUGCCCCAGGGAACCUCAGCCCCGUCUACGAUCAGCAACAUUAAUGUACCGGCCGUGAGCAGCGCCGAUUCGGUUGCGAUCGAAAAUCCGGUGCUGAAGACCGAGAGCACAGUUACAAAGACUGCCAUCGCACAACCGGUCGUCACGCAUCACGCCAGGCUUCACCAAACCAUACAAUCAGGGGUUAAACCCGCCACCACGUGCGCCGGCUGUUCCGUCUCCGCCACCCACGUCACUACCAAGCACAAGGAACACGUGCUGCCUACCGACAUCAACGGUUAUAAUUAUUAAUAAAAUGUUCAUCUCUUGUAAUGGACAUUGAAUAGACUACUGGAAUUUCUCAGUGGAAAUGCCAACCAAUUAUUCGACGCAGGAUUUAUUUCUAAAGUGUUGGAUUGAUUGAAGAGUUCGUUUCCUUCAACAGUUGAACAUUUUCAUUGAUAUUUAAUCCUUAAAUGUAUAGAGAUGUAAGAGAUAAAUAUUUUUAAUAUCUGCGAUUAAUUCGAAAGUAUCUUUUUCUUUUGGGUAAUUUUUAAAGAAAUUUUUAAGUUAUGUCUCGACAAAUAGUAGCCAGUUUAAAUUUAUAUUAACAUUUGCGAACUAGGAGACAA
Messenger RNA from Formica exsecta, 1904 nucleotides. RefSeq lists its product as uncharacterized. The transcript has 7 exons. The annotation marks the transcript as partial. The record is from RefSeq and is a predicted model, not a curated record. NCBI's taxonomy places the organism in Eukaryota, Metazoa, Arthropoda, Insecta, Hymenoptera, Formicidae.